This is a messenger RNA of Asparagus officinalis (garden asparagus), 885 nucleotides long. RefSeq lists its product as uncharacterized. Bases 1 to 885 code for a protein of 294 amino acids. Gene Ontology annotation, molecular function: DNA binding; transposase activity; zinc ion binding. The transcript has 3 exons. NCBI's taxonomy places the organism in Eukaryota, Viridiplantae, Streptophyta, Magnoliopsida, Asparagales, Asparagaceae. Gene Ontology annotation, biological process: DNA transposition. The record is from RefSeq and is a predicted model, not a curated record.
AUGGUAAUGGUUGGACAGUUAUGUCAGACCAACAAAAGGUUUGUGCAAUCUGUGGAUCUAAACAUGAAUGAUGGUAAUGGUUGGACAGUUAUGUCAGACCAACAAAAGGGAUUGGUUCCUGCUAUACAUGAAGUAUGGCCAGCAGUUGAGCAUAGGCAAUGUGCUAGGCACAUUUAUUCUAAUUGGAGGAAAACUCAUAGUGGGAGGGUCCUUCAAAGUCAAUUCUGGAAAUGUGCUAAAGCCACCUCUAUGCCAAUUUUUCAAACUGAAGCUGCCAAGUUAAGGAGAACUUCAGAGCAAGCUUAUGAAGACUUCAUGGCUAGAGACCCCAACACAUUCUUGUCCAUGUUAGAGGAUAUUAGAUUAUCUAUAAUGGAUAUAAUGCAAGAGAAAAAGAAACUUGUAUGUAAAUUUGUGGGGGGAGUUGCACCUAGAAUUCAUAAGAAGUUGGAGGAAGCAUAUCAGGAGCAAGUUCAUUGCUGUGCCCAUUGGAAUGGUGAUGAAAAUGAAACUGGUUUUGAGAUAAUCCAUAGAGGGAAAAGUCAUGCAGUAGAUUUGAAAAAUAUGACAUGUACAUGUAGGAAUUGGGACUUGACAAGAAUACCAUGCACACAUGCAGUCAGUGCUAUCUUGCUUAUGAGAAGGAAACAUGAAAUGUACUUAUCAGAGAUGUAUUCUCAAGAAAACUAUUUGAUUGCCUAUAAAGGAAUGUUGAAUCCAUUACAAGGGAGUAAUUAUUGGGAUAUAGAGGGAGAGGGAAUGGUGUUACCCCCAAAUAUUGUUAGAAGGCCAAAGGAGAGACCCAAAACUGCUAGGAGGAGAGACUCAUCUGAAGGUUCCAAGCAUCCUUCUAGGUCAUCAAGGCAGGAGACCCAAAACUGCUAG